UCGAUUUUGACCGGCCAACUUCACAGAAGUAGCUCUAACCUGCAACUAGCUUGUAUGCAUUUAUGUCAGUGCGUCCAAUGAAAGCGAGGGCCCGCAGAGUGGUUUGUGGUCGGGCCGUGUUAUACUUAAUUUACUGGUAUUAAAAAAAAAAAACAAAUAAAAUACUUAAUUUACUUGCAGAAUCUACGCCUAUCAUUAUAUAGGUUUUCCCGAAAUGGAUGAGUCUGAAUUCGUUGCCAAUGAUCUCUACAUCCCCAGCACUGCGAUGCCGGUUGUAGUGACCAACGUCAUAAACCCAUUUCAUUUGAGGAUUUAUCAAAGUGAGGGAUAUGAUGGAAGAAUGUCUCGGCUUGAAAGGGAAUUGCAUCAACUUGCAAAUACCAAAUUAUUGGAAUAUGGAGAGCACUCACAGCCUCAUAUUGGUGAUAUGGUAAUAGUUGACAACAAGUACAACUUCAAUGUUGAGCUCCCGGCCUGGUAUUGUAGGGGGGUUGUAGGUUCAGAACGGACUCCACUAUCCAAAUACAGAGUCUUCUUACCUGAUUAUGGAAUCGCCGUAGAAUCUUAUCUGGAAGAUCUGAGAAUCCUACCGCCAUGUACCAUAUCGAACCUUUUUCUCACUUUUACCAUUGGUAUUGCAGGUAUUAUACCUAUCACUUCUGCAGACGACAUUAGCUGCAUUUCAGAAAGCUGGAGCGAUAGUGCCAUCCAAUUUACAAAAGACAUUAUAGGAGCAUCUGCACUGAUAUAUUUUGACCAUCUUAGAUCAGACGAUUGUGGAAAUAUGUUCGGGGAGCUGUACUUAGUUCUAGAGAAUCAGAUUAUUACUCUGAGCAAAGAGCUAGCCUUCAAUCAAUUUGCAACGGUUAUAAGCGAGAGCCAAAUAGAAAUCACUAAAAAAAAUGAUACCCUCACCCAAAUAUCUAAUGGAUGCAGCAUGAUAAAACUAAGUGAUCCGACAUGUAACGUGAGUGGACGCGCAGGAGUGGGUGCAACAAAGAAGAACAAAGCGCAGACUAAGCACUACAAGAACACAGCAGCAGUAUAUGAUUACACUCUUGAAAGAUCACUGAGAGAACUUCACCAAGUUGAUUCAGAUACUGAGAUUCUGAUUCAUAGCAACACAGUUUGGUGUGAGCAGCUCAAUUCUGUGAGCGAAGCUAGAUUUCCUGAAAACGUCCACAAAGCACUGCGCUCUCUGUCAAUAUCAAGACUCAUGCGUCUUCAAAGAUAUGUGUGGCCUGCAAUUAUCAAAGGCUUCAAUGUGGUUGCGGUGAACUCUCCAAAAUCUGGCAAGACAUACUCUUAUCUUGUGCCGUUAGUGAGUUCUGUUGCUGCUAGCAAAAAAAAUAUGAAGGUAUGUGGAGUCAAUGGACCUUUGACCUUGAUAGUAUGCGCAUCCUGCUCAGAUGUUGUUCAAAUAUUUGAAGCAUGUACAAAAUUACUAGAAGACUAUGAUGGAAUCAAAAUUUUGGCUGCUUAUAAUGGCAUUAAAGAAAAAAGCCUAAUGGCGAAAAUUUACAAUGGCUGCGAGAUUCUUAUCGCAAUGGCUCCCUAUUUGACAAGGCUGAUCAAGUAUGACAGAAAAUUGUUGAACUUUAACCGCCUAAUGCACCUAGUAUUCGAUGAGGCAGAUAUCAUACUUGAUAAGUACCACAAUUCGUUGGGAGAGAUAUUAAAGUUUGCAGGGCUUACCUCCGGCAGACGUUCCACAGCACAGGGAGUAAGACCGCUACAAAUAAUAGCAGUUGCAAGGCAUUGGACUCCGUUGCUUGAACUGCUCGUGCGAGGAUUCAUAAAAGAUCCAUACGUCUGUAUUGGAUCUUUUAUGGAAGCAGUGGUAUAUGCCAGCCUUAAGCCAAAGCUUAUUAUUUGCCAUAAGAAUCAUAAAGCAGCAAUGGUCAUAGAAUUAUUGGACAAUCGGUGGCCGUUGUUCAAAACGGUCAUAGCUUGCGCGACUACAAAUGAGGCAAGGGAGCUUAAUAAGUUCCUCAAAUCGGCAUCGAUACCUACCCUCCUUGCCGAUGACGAUAUGAUUUUUACGGCAAUACGAGGUGUCAAAGAGACUUGGGCUGCGGGAAUUUCGGGAGAGUAUUCCGUCCUCGUAUGCACUGACUCGACUGUUCCGGAGCUGAACAUCAGAGAUGCUGAAUGGCUCAUACACUACUCACUCUCCUCAAGUACAAAGACGCAAUUCUUCUACAGAUUCUCAAUGCUAACUAACAUUAUUUCGCGCCGCAUACGAACAAAGCAGAUAUUAACACCAAAGUUUAUCCUAAUGGUGGAUGAAAGCAAUGAAACUCAACUACGUACUGUUAUCACAAUCAUGCGGAGGCUUAAAACUCGAUUGCCAUCAGCUACAGAGGCAUACCUUGAGAAAAUAUUUUUAGCUACAGAGAUGGCAAAAACAAACUUUCCUUUAUGCUACCAUGUGAAAGCCUUUGGGGUCUGCCGUCAGAAAGAUUCAUGCAAAAAUCGGCACUGUGUCAUACCAACGGUUGAUCGUCUGACAACAUCGAUUAAAGUUGGAGAUUCCGUGAGACUGGUUAUUACCUAUGUUCACGACGCCAGCCAUUAUUCCGCACGAAUUACGGAAUACACUAGGAUGGGCAGUACUGAACGUGUUCCAUUCUCUUUUCGGGAAUUUGCCGACCUUACAGUCAAUAUGCAAAAAUAUUUUUCAAACCCGACUAGCAGGAGGUACGCAAAUCCGGUGAAUGUUGGUGACAUUUGUGCUGUCGAAGAAACCCUUGGAAAUUACAAGAGGGUGGAAGUUUUAUCCAUCAUAGACGAAACUUCGUUCAACAUGCCUGUGGUCAAUGUGCGGUUCAUUGACGAUGGCGACGUAUCUAGCUUAAAAGCAUAUCAGCUACUCCAACUUCCAGAGAAUCUUGCAAGAUGGCCGUCGCAUAUCGUAGAAGUUUACCUUACGGGCAUAGUGCCUUUCGAUGACGAACCUACAUGGAGCCCAUAUGCAAACACAAUCGCCUAUAAGUGGCUGAGGCAUAAAUUGGCCAACACUUCGAUGUCUUACACUAUUGCCAAGGUACAGUUCCAUAUCGGUAAUACCCUGUGGGUCGACAAAUUUGAGGUUCGUCAUAAGUUGGAGAAUGGCUAUCCUGAUUUGACCGAAUGUUCUCUAAAAGCUACUCUAAUCCACCAGAAAUGCGCCAUAGAAAACACUAAUCAUCUACAAAACCUGCUCGAUCUCUACAGUCCUAAUAACAUGUUGAAAAAUUCUUGUACUGUUUUUUCUGCAAAUAAUUAGAGCAGAUUGACUAUAAUCUUCAUAUCACUCCUAGAGGUGUUUAUGGCCUAAUCGCAAUAAAGAAAUAAGUUUUUA
This is a messenger RNA of Athalia rosae (coleseed sawfly), 3343 nucleotides long. RefSeq names its product putative ATP-dependent RNA helicase TDRD12. Gene Ontology annotation, biological process: transposable element silencing; germ-line stem cell division. The coding region runs from base 215 to 3268 and encodes 1017 amino acids. Gene Ontology annotation, molecular function: metal ion binding; nucleic acid binding; ATP binding. The transcript has 17 exons. The record is from RefSeq and is a predicted model, not a curated record. NCBI's taxonomy places the organism in Eukaryota, Metazoa, Arthropoda, Insecta, Hymenoptera, Athaliidae.